AUUAUCUGAACUUGAAACUCUCUCUAUAUAGUUUAAUUUUGAUGGUAGUAACCAAAUACACACACAAUGAUGAUAAAAUCAAUAAUUAUUCAAUCUUCGUCUCCUUUAGCUGUAGUAGAAUCUAAAGAUUUCAAUGGCUGCACUACUGCUAACACAUCCAAGAAAGUUUGCUUAGCAAUCAGUUGCUCUUCUUCUUCAUCUUCAAGAAGCAGUUCUUAUAUUCCUAAACUUCAACCUUUUAGCCGAACUAAGCUCGAACGAGCCGUUAAAUCUCCGCCUUUGAUUCAGAAGUGUGAGAAUGAACUCUCAGAUUACUGUUCAACCCUUGAAGGAGAUGAUUCUUAUAGCUGCUGGAGAGCCUAUUUCGAGCUUAAAGACUUGGAAAGAGAGUCACCAAAAGAAGAUGUAGAGAAGCUGAUUUUACAAGCGGGUGGAGUGAAGUUUUUGAUAGGCUGCUUACAUGGCAUUUCAUCAAUGUUGCACAAGGGAACGAACACCGGUAUCGGCUUCAUGGCACCUUCCACGAGUGCCAAGAAAGAAAAAGAAACUAGGCCGUGCCCUAUACCAGAUGGACUGCCGAAAUCACAAGAAGAGCUCGACGAGGAAGAGGAAGGUAGAAUGCCCGAUUCUCCGUUUACGAGAUUACUUCGCAGCAAAGGACGGUUUCCUGCCUGGUAUUCUCCUGCUCCUGACCAUGAAACAGAUUGAUCAUCAAUCAGCUGGAGAGGUUGAUAUGAAUUGUUUAUACCCAUAGCUAUAAUCAGUAAUUAGUUGUGGUGAAACUUGAAAGUGUGAGAUUCUGAUCUGAUUGUUGUGCAAAUCGUUUUCAAUGGUUAAAUCUUGAUUUGUUUAAUGAGAAGUUCUUGGUAGUUUGUGCUAUAA
Mercurialis annua (annual mercury) is the source of this 882-nucleotide messenger RNA. Its product is annotated as CCG-binding protein 1. Bases 67 to 708 code for a protein of 213 amino acids. The transcript is spliced from 3 exons. Gene Ontology annotation, molecular function: mediator complex binding. NCBI's taxonomy places the organism in Eukaryota, Viridiplantae, Streptophyta, Magnoliopsida, Malpighiales, Euphorbiaceae. Gene Ontology annotation, biological process: pollen tube guidance. Gene Ontology annotation, cellular component: nucleus; cytosol. The record is from RefSeq and is a predicted model, not a curated record.